Ooceraea biroi (clonal raider ant) is the source of this 1500-nucleotide messenger RNA. RefSeq names its product F-box/WD repeat-containing protein 4. Gene Ontology annotation, biological process: SCF-dependent proteasomal ubiquitin-dependent protein catabolic process. Gene Ontology annotation, molecular function: protein binding. The record is from RefSeq and is a predicted model, not a curated record. Gene Ontology annotation, cellular component: SCF ubiquitin ligase complex. Lineage: Eukaryota; Metazoa; Arthropoda; Insecta; Hymenoptera; Formicidae.
ACUGCGUCCAGCCUCCAGUCGCGUCGCAGUUUGAAUGAGUUUAUUGUGCGCGUGUUACGUACAAGUACAACAAAAAUGACAGAUUCUUGGCUGGACAAUUUACCGGAAGAAAUAUUGUUGGAAAUUUUUGAUUAUUGUGAUGUAAUUGAUUUGCUACAAAUCAGUCAAGUGUACGAACGAUUUAACGAAAUUAUAUUAUAUAUAAUAAACAACCGAUCAAUUGUUACGAAUCAAGUAUCAACAAAUUUUCGUAAAAUAUGUAAUCCAAUAUUAUCAUACGACAAUAAGUGUAUUGUAUCAUAUAAUUGGCAAUCUGGAAAGUAUAAGCCAAAUUACAUAAAAUACAAUGAGGAAACAGUAAUGCCAUGGCUGCAAAUGACAAAGGAUGUGCUCUGGUGGUGCGGUGGCAAGAACUUUGUUGGUAUUGAACGUAAGGAUCAACUGACACAGAACAAUUGGAACGAAAGCCUUUUUAGUCACAAUCUAAAGUACUCACUGCAUCUAAUGUCAAAAGGGUUCUCGAAAUUUGUCCUUUGCGACAAUUUCAUUAUAAGUGGCCAUAGCGAUGGCAGCAUAAUAUGUUGGUCGGAUACGUUAAGUGAAACCGGACCUCGUUUGCGUAUUAAAAAAUCAUUAAAAAAUGUUCAUUCGUCCUACAUCUAUGCCAUAGAUGCAACAUCGCGGAAUGUCAUUUCAGCUUCGGAUAAUACGAUAAGGAUUCAGGAGAGUAUAAGUACGUUAGCCGAACAGUCAGCAAACGAUUACAGUACAUCUGGGAAUUGUAUAGAUAUUAAGGAUACAGUGCAAUCGCUCGCAAUUGAUCCCAUGGGGACGAAAUUCGCCGUUGGAUCAGGAGGAUGGACCGACUUUCCGCCCCUUCACAUAAUCGAUAUUAACACACAGUACAUGAACUCAUCAAUGGUACGUGAAUGGAAGCACGGCGCCCAAUGGUACGUGAAUGGAAUAUUAGACAUGGUUUGGGACAAUCCCCACACUUUGCUCACUUGUGGCUACGAUUCGAACAUUCGAAAAUGGGAUUUGAGAGCAGGGAAAUGCGUGAGUACAUGGGAGGAUCCGGAUCGUGCAACGGUAUAUUGCAUCUCGUCGGAUUAUCAAUAUACCAUGAUUACGGGGAUGGAGUAUUCUGAAAAGGCAGUUCUGUGGGAUCAGAGACAAAGAAAUUCCGUUCAGGUCUAUUACUUGAAUCCGAAGUUGGCAUCGCGACAACGAAGCAAUCCAAUCUAUUCUCUGAGGUUCGACAGUAGCCAUCUGUAUUGCGCUACGGAUAAAAAAUUGGUCGAACUGAACUUCUCGGACCAAAACAAUAAUUAAAAAUACUUAUUAAUGAGACACACCGUGCGUUCAAGAAGGUGUUUAUGUAGUUCGUUGCGGAGAGUAUCAUCACAUGCCCCAAGUGGUCGAGAUGGUACCCAUACAGCACGAAAACAUUUCAGAAAUAUUUCAGAAGUAUUUCAUCUGACAGAUGAAAGCAUCUCAUAA